This is a messenger RNA of Zerene cesonia (dogface butterfly), 2914 nucleotides long. RefSeq names its product nicotinamide/nicotinic acid mononucleotide adenylyltransferase 1 (gene Nmnat). NCBI's taxonomy places the organism in Eukaryota, Metazoa, Arthropoda, Insecta, Lepidoptera, Pieridae. Bases 148 to 1443 code for a protein of 431 amino acids. The record is from RefSeq and is a predicted model, not a curated record. The transcript has 7 exons. Gene Ontology annotation, biological process: NAD+ biosynthetic process. Gene Ontology annotation, molecular function: nicotinate-nucleotide adenylyltransferase activity; nicotinamide-nucleotide adenylyltransferase activity.
UCGCUGUUGUCGGAGAUAGGUGGUUGUUGAAUCGGAUAUAUAAAAUAAAUCUCAUAAAAUUAAGCCUUAUUUAAUUGUACGAUAGCUCUAUGUAUUUCUUGAGUGUGCCAUAUUAAGUGAUUUAGUGAUUAUUGAAAUAGAACCAAAAUGUCUCAAGGAAAAAUAGUACUGAUGGCUUGUGGAAGUUUCAGUCCUCCAACUUAUAUGCAUUUACGUAUGUUUGAAAUUGCUAAGGAUUAUGUGCACUCAUUAAGCUUGGGUACAAUAGUGGGAGGUAUUGUGUCUCCUGUACAUGAUGCAUAUGGAAAGAAGGACCUCGUUGCUGCUAGUCAUAGAGUGGCCAUGUUGAAAUUGGCGUUGCGUUCAUCGGGGUGGGUCAAAGUAUCGGAGUGGGAGACGCAACAGACUGGUUGGACCAGAACUAGAGCCUCUAUGCAGUAUCAUCAAGAAAUAUUAAACAACCACGCGCACCUAACAGAUCCGCCAUCUUGGUUGCCCGAUGAUAUACUAAACGUCAACGACAUAGACGACUAUAACUCGAACCAGUUAAACGGCAACACUGAAAAUGUCACUGUCAAGUUACUGUGCGGCGCAGAUCUAUUGGAGUCCUUUGCCACGCCUGGCUUGUGGUCUGAUGAAGAUUUGGAAACAAUAUUGGGACAGCACGGUAUUGUCGUCGUAUCCCGGGCGGGCAGUGAUCCUGGCAGAUUUAUAUAUGAGUCGGAUAUGCUUUAUAAAUAUAGGAAAAACGUGAUCCUAGUCACCAACUACAUAGUGAACGAGGUGAGCUCGACGGUGCUGAGGCGCUAUCUGCGCACGCUGCCCGGACACAGUGAGUAUAACACGGACAUAGAGUACGACAAAUCGCCGCAUGACGUCAUCAUGAAAUCGCCCGAGGUGACAAGCUUCAAGAACAUUCUAAUAUCGAUCCGCGACAGGCCGUCGAUAGUCGACGAGACGGUGACGAUAAAGCGCGCGAAGAAAUCCAUCAUGGCGCACACGGACACCGUGACGCCCAUAGACAAGCUGAAGCCCAAGAUGGCGUACAUAGACAAGGUGUCGCCGAGCUACGUGCCCGGGAAGGCUGUCAAAAUCGUCAGUGACGUCACGCGGCACACGUUCGAUAAGGUGAGUGCACACGACACCAGCUCGCUCGACAGUUUCCUCGACGGCGGCGACUUGAGUCAGCGCAGGCUCAGCGAGGGCAGCGUGGAUAGGAAGACGCCGAAGAAGAGAUGCUCCUCAUCCACUAUAAGGAAGCUGAAGCCGGACGACAUGAAGAAGAGUAAGAGCGAAGUUAGCAAGCUCUGCGAUAAGGUUAAGAGUAUUAAGUUGAAAGAUGAAAGUAGGAAUUAUAAGACGCGCAGUUGUAACGAUAUUGUCAAGUUGAUAUUGACUAAGCAUGGGAUACAUGUUAUAAGCGAUACGGAGGCGAUUGUAUGAGCUGUGUGUGCUCGGCCUAAUUUGAAUUUGUCAGAUCUGUAUGGAAGUUUCGUUUGGACAAAAGAAUUUUCAAAUGAAAAUGGUCUCUGUGUGAAGGUUUCUUUAGUAUUUAGUAGGUCUGUUUAAGAAUUAUUUACGACAUAAUGACUAACGAAUAUUUUGAUAUAUUUUAUUGAUUUCAGAUAUCAGUAUCCAUUUUAUUUCUGUAUAACUUUAUGUUAUUGCAAAAGUGUUGCAAUAUAUUUGCCAAAUGUUACAAUUUUAUCGAAUUUGUAACUAUUAUUGUAAUUGAGCUAGGACAGAGUUGCUAAGCAAUUCUAAUACUUGAUAUCAACUUUUUCUUUAUAUUUAAUGUUAUCUUUUAUAUAUUUUUAGCCGACCUUUCGAAAAACUAAGGAGCUUUUCAAUAGCUCAAUCAUCAAUUCGAUUGCUUUUACUCGAUAACUUCGUGGGUUUUUAACUGAUGGACUAUUUUCGUGUUUGAUAGAAAAUUGUUGUCAUUUGGUUCAUUUUAGUAUCUAAGUGAUACCUCCCCGUAGGAAAGUCGGUGACCUUCGUAAAAAAAAAAAACAAUUAUUAGGCUUAGAAAUGUCAAAUUUCUUUCCCGUCUCUUUGUUUGGUUUUUAUAAAGAAUGAUACUAGAAGAAUUUUCAAAAGAAUUUAGCACAAAAUGAAGUCAAUAAAACGGAUAUAUCUUAUUAAAUAGGUGUAUAAUAAAUAUAAGACUCUCAGGCUAUUGACAUUUUCGGCGUGUGCGAAAGGAAUGGAGCUAUGCGUAACUUAUCUUGCAUCCCUUUCACACAUUGCCAUUAUGUCUACAAGUGUAUGACAUUUAAGGUCAUAGUAUAAUGAUAAGAAUACUUCCUUCUAAAUCUUUAUCUCUAAUAUAAUUUUAUAUUUGUAAUGACUAUACGUAAAAAUAUCUAUAUUACAUAUAUAUAAGUAAAAAUAUCUAUAUACAAUACAUAUGUAUUAUGUAUCCAUUUGAUUUCAAUUAUAAAAACGACUUUUUUGUAUGGCAAUUAAGUAAUUAAAAAAUUAUUUUUUCUCCUCUCUAUAUUGGUAAGGAAUAAGUAUGCUACGUAAGUUUUUUAUGUUUGUUUGUUUUACAUCACAAUGUUAUGUUUUGAAAAUUUAUUUAUGUAGUUUGAUUAAAACUGAUAUUUGGGCUGGGCAGAUUGUUGUAUUACAUAAAAAUUAAAUUUAUUCAAAGUAUCCAUAGGUACUUUCAUAAAAUUUUCAUGUAUCAUCAUUUUCAUCUAUCAUGAUAGAUGAAUGGAAAGAAGUCAAAGGAGAAAGAAAUGUAAACUAUAUGAAUUAGGUACUUACUUAUAUUAUGUACUUUACCUAUAUUAUGAAUCACUCCUAUUGGUGGUAUUGUCUUAAAACAAAUGUAAUUUAAAUUCUUUUCGAUAAACUUGUAACUGUUUUAAUUUAUAAAUGCGUAUAAUAUUUUUAAUUACAUUGAAAG